AAGGCCGGAUAUUAUGCAUUCGGUAAGUAUGAUUUCCAGGUUUAUGAAUGAGCCCAGCAAGCUUCAUUAUACAGCGGCAAAAAGGGUGCUGAGGUAUCUUCAAGGAACAAAGAUGCAUGGACUCUUAUAUGAGAAGGAAGAGGACAAUAAGCUAGUUGGUUUUACUGAUAGUGAUUGGGCAGGAUCAUUGGAUGACAGAAAAAGCACAUCGGGAUAUUUAUUUUGUCUUGGCACAAAGCUGAUUUCUUGGUGCUCAAAGAAGCAAAAGACUGUUGCAUUAUCCUCUGCCGAAGCCGAGUACAUUGCAGCAACGGAUGCGGCUUGUGAAGCUAUUUGGCUAAGGCGAAUUCUCUCUGAUUUGAAGCAGUCGCAGCAGCAGCCAACUACCAUUCAUUGUGACAAUAUGUCCACAAUCGCCAUGACGAAAAAUCCCGUGUUUCAUGCAAGAUCAAAACACAUUGAGCUAAGGCAUCAUUUCAUCAGAGAUUUGGUGAAUAAAGAAGAAAUCUGUCUUGAAUUCAUCAACACAAAUGAUCAACCUGCUGACAUCCUCACAAAGGCGGUAACUAUCGAAAAGUUUGAUAAAUUCAAGAAGCAACUGAAAAUUACAAAUUAAGAGGGGGUGUUGGAAGUUAAUUUGUAUUUUUCCUAAGAGAUAACUUGAGUGGAAUAAUCUGGAAAGUUGGAUUCAUGAAUGGUCAGUCAAAGAGAUAAGUUCAUUGUAAUGGUUCAUCUUCCCAAUGAGCUUGGUAAUUGUAAAGGUCAAGCCGUCCAGGAUAGAAUUGUUCUAGGUGCUUCCAAUUGUAAGUAUAAAUAAAGGUUUAGUGAGAGCAGCUAGAUAAGCAACCGACUAGCUAUCUAAAAAUUAGAUCAAAGCCUUUGUGCCGUAGCAGAAGGUUACUUGU
Molecule: messenger RNA, 905 nt
Organism: Rhododendron vialii
Lineage: Eukaryota; Viridiplantae; Streptophyta; Magnoliopsida; Ericales; Ericaceae
Product: secreted RxLR effector protein 161-like
Exons: 1
Coding region: 14-616 (200 amino acids)
Source: RefSeq, a predicted model, not a curated record